AUGGAGAUAGCAGAAGGAAUGGAAUACCUUCACCAUUAUUGCUCUGUUCAAGUUAUUCAUUGUGACCUCAAGCCCAGCAAUGUCCUAUUAGGAGAUGAUAUGACUUCUUGCAUAGCAGAUUUUGGCCUUUCCAGUCUUAUUUUUGGAAAUUCAGUGGAUUCUUUGACUUCUACAAAUGCACUUAAAGGAUCUAUUGGCUACAUUGCACCAGAGUAUGGAAUAGGUGGACAACUUACUACAAAAGGAGAUGUAUACAGUUAUGGAAUUUUAAUUUUAGAGUUGUUGACAAAGAGGAGACCAACAGAUGAUAUGUUCAUUGAAGGAAUGAAUCUACAAAAAUGGGUAGAACUGCAUUUUCUAAAUAGAAUCUCAAUUGUACUGGAUAAUUGCCUACUUCUAGAUGUUCCUGAAUCAGACAGAUCAAUGGUAAUGGAAUGUCUAACUCAAUUUAUAGAAAUUGGGUUGUUUUGUACAAGGGAGUCACCUUCCGAGCGCCCUGAUAUGAUUGAGAUAGUUGAUAGAUUAAAUACAAUCAGAGGUACAUUUCUUGGUACACCUAAAACUAUUCAAUUACCAGUAGAUAUCUCGCCUUUUAUUGACAAUACAAGAGGUAUAAAUAUGAGUGGUCCAGGAAAUAGGGGAAGUUCGUCUACAUCUACAUCCUAA
Molecule: messenger RNA, 666 nt
Organism: Cryptomeria japonica (Japanese cedar)
Lineage: Eukaryota; Viridiplantae; Streptophyta; Pinopsida; Cupressales; Cupressaceae
Product: putative leucine-rich repeat receptor-like serine/threonine-protein kinase At2g24130
Exons: 2
Coding region: 1-666 (221 amino acids)
Biological process (GO): protein phosphorylation
Molecular function (GO): protein kinase activity; ATP binding
Source: RefSeq, a predicted model, not a curated record